GCAGUGAGUGAGCAUGGGUCGGUGCCAAACUCUGCAUCAAGCAGACAAACAAGCAAACACCGGGCCACAGCAACAGGGAGUGGGAGGAAGGUGCGACUCUUUCACUUUCUCUUUGAGAUGCUGGAGGAUCCAAACAUGGCCCACUGUGUGUCCUGGGUCCCGGCGGCCGCCGGCGUCUUCCGCUUCUCCUCCAGCAACAAGGACCAGGUGGCGGCACUGUGGGGCCAGAGGAAAGGCAACAAGAGGCCCAUGACCUAUCAGAAGAUGUCGCGGGCCCUCAGGAACUACGCCCGCUCAGGAGAGAUCUUCAAGGUGAAGAAGAAACUCACCUACCAGUUCAGCCACGACACUCUUCUGUCACUGCAGUGCUGUCAUCAUCUCAUCUGACGCUCUCUGGCAGCUACGGGUUAGGAUUAGGAUUAGGAUUAGCCCUAACCCUAACCCUUAGCUACAGGUGUAAAUAUGACUCAAUAAAUACAAGGUACUGUUAUUAACAACAAUUUAUAUUUGUACAAAUCAUCCUGUCCUGAUAUUCACCAGCACAGAUUAACCAGCAACAGAUUAACCAGCCA
Molecule: messenger RNA, 572 nt
Organism: Solea solea (common sole)
Lineage: Eukaryota; Metazoa; Chordata; Actinopteri; Pleuronectiformes; Soleidae
Gene: spi2
Product: Spi-2 proto-oncogene
Exons: 2
Coding region: 118-387 (89 amino acids)
Biological process (GO): cell differentiation; regulation of transcription by RNA polymerase II
Cellular component (GO): nucleus
Molecular function (GO): DNA-binding transcription factor activity, RNA polymerase II-specific; sequence-specific DNA binding
Source: RefSeq, a predicted model, not a curated record